AUGAUUGAUCAAUAUAAACAUCAACAACUCCGAAUUGGAUCGGUCUCUCCUCAACAAAUAAUUGCUUGGGCAAAAAAAGUCUUACCUAAUGGAGAGAUAGUUGGGGAGGUAACAAAGCCCUAUACUUUUCAUUACAAAACUAAUAAGCCUGAAAAAGAUGGAUUAUUUUGCGAAAGAAUUUUUGGACCUGUAAAAAGUGGAAUUUGUGCUUGUGGAAAUUAUCGAGUGAUCGGAGAGAAAAAAAAAGACAACCAAAAAUUUUGCGAACAAUGUGGGGUAGAAUUUGUUGAUUCUCGGAUACGUAGAUAUCAAAUGGGCUAUAUAAAACUCGCAUGCCCAGUAACCCAUGUGUGGUAUUUGAAACGUCUUCCUAGUUAUAUCGCGAAUCUUUUGGAUAAACCUCUUAAAGAAUUAGAAGGUCUAGUUUACUGCGAUUUUUCGUUUGCUAGACCCGUCGUUAAAAAGCCUACUUUCUUACGAUUACGAGGUUUAUUCGAAUAUGAAAUCCAAUCCUGGAAAUAUAGCAUACCACUUUUUUUUACUAUACAGGGUUUCGAUACAUUUCGAAAUAGAGAAAUUUCUAGUGGAGCGGGUGCUAUUCGAGAACAACUAGGCGAUCUGGAUUUGACAAUUCUUAUAAAUUCUUCAUUAGUAGAGUGGAAAGAAUUAGGAGAAGGGGGAUCCACGGGCAAUGAAAAUGAAUGGGAGGCUCGAAAAGUUGGAAGAAGAAAAAAUUUUUUGGUUCGACGUAUAGAAUUAGCUAAACAUUUUAUCCGAACAAAUAUAAAUCCGGAAUGGAUGGUUUUAUGUCUCUUACCAGUUCUUCCCCCCGAAUUGAGACCCAUUAUUCAAAUCGAUGGGGGAAAACUAAUGAGCUCAGAUAUUAAUGAACUCUAUCGAAGAGUUAUCUAUCGGAACAAUACUCUUAUCGAUCUAUUAACAACAAGUAGAUCUACGCCAAGCGAAUUAGUAAUGUGCCAGGAGAAAUUGGUACAAGAAGCCGUGGAUACGCUUCUUGAUAAUGGAAUCCGCGGGCAACCGAUGAGGGAUGGUCAUAAUAAGGUUUACAAAUCAUUUUCAGAUAUAAUUGAAGGUAAAGAGGGAAGAUUUCGCGAAACCCUGCUUGGCAAAAGGGUUGAUUAUUCGGGGCGUUCUGUUAUUGUAGUAGGACCAUCACUUUCAUUACAUCGAUGUGGAUUACCUCGCGAAAUAGCAAUAGAACUUUUCCAGACAUUUGUAAUUCGUGGUCUAAUUCGAAAGCAUUUUGCUUCGAACAUGGGAAUUGCUAAGAGUAAAAUUCGGGAAAAAGAACCGAUUGUAUGGGAAAUCCUUCAAGAAGUUAUGCAGGGGCAUCCCGUCUUGCUAAAUAGAGCGCCUACUCUGCAUAGAUUAGGCAUACAGGCAUUCCAACCUAUUUUAGUGGAAGGGCGCGCUAUUUGUUUACACCCAUUAGUUUGUAAGGGAUUCAAUGCAGACUUUGAUGGAGACCAAAUGGCUGUUCAUGUGCCUUUAUCUUUGGAAGCCCAAACGGAAGCUCGUUUACUUAUGUUUUCUCAUAUGAACCUAUUGUCUCCGUCGAUGGGAGAUCCUAUUUCCGUACCGACUCAAGAUAUGCUUAUUGGGCUUUAUAUAUUAACGAGCGGGAAUCGUCGAGGUAUUAGUGCAAACAGGUAUAGUCCGUGUAAUCGCAGAAAUUCGAAAAAUGAAAGAAUUUACAAUAAUAACAAUAGAUAUACGAAAAAAAAAAAAGAACCCUUUUUUUGUAAUUCCUAUGAUGCAAUUGGAGCUUAUCGACAAAAAAAAAUAAAUUUCGAUAGUCCUUUGUGGUUCCGCUGGCGGCUAGAUCAGCGCGUUAUUUCCUCAAGAGAAGCUCCUAUCGAAGUUCAUUAUGAACCGUUGGGUAUCUAUCAUGAGAUUUAUGGUCAUUAUAUAGUAGUAAGAAGUAUAAAAAAACAAAUUCGUUGUAUAUACAUUCGAACUACUGUUGGUCAUAUUUCUUUUUAUCGAGAAAUCGAAGAAGCUAUACAAGGUUUUUGUCGAGCCCAUUUAUAUAGUAUCUAG
Arachis duranensis is the source of this 2061-nucleotide messenger RNA. The record is from the annotation of a RefSeq genome assembly. Lineage: Eukaryota; Viridiplantae; Streptophyta; Magnoliopsida; Fabales; Fabaceae.